Mercurialis annua (annual mercury) is the source of this 525-nucleotide messenger RNA. RefSeq lists its product as uncharacterized. The record is from RefSeq and is a predicted model, not a curated record. The transcript has a single exon. Lineage: Eukaryota; Viridiplantae; Streptophyta; Magnoliopsida; Malpighiales; Euphorbiaceae. The coding region runs from base 1 to 525 and encodes 174 amino acids.
AUGGAGCUCACUGUAAUGUCUACUCGCCGUUUGUACCAAAACAAAUUAUCCAAGGACGAUUAUUUUGACAAAAUGGUGAUAGACUCUUUGGAUCUCGACGAGAAAAGAUUGGCAGCAUUAGAUCACCUUGAAGCCCAGAAAAGAAGGGUUAAAAGAGCAUACAAUAAGCGGGUAAAACCGAAGUCAUUUACAAUAGGCGAUAUGGUAUGGAAGGCGAUUUUACCUAUCGGCCAUAAAGACAAGAGACUUGGUAAAUGGAGCCCGAACUGGGAAGGUCCGUUUAUCGUAACUACAAAGUUGACAGGCGAUGCAUAUGUCCUGGCGAAUAUUGACGGCGAGGAACAUGACAGGGCAAUCAAUGGACAGUUUCUCAAGAAAUAUAUUCCCAACUGUUGGGAAAACAUCGACCGACGGCUAUUUGGAGCCGACGAAGAAUGUAGCCCGCCACGAGCAUUUGCCGAACGUCCUAAGUUGAUAAGUGUUUUUAGUGUAAAACAUUUAACGUUCGGCCAAGAAAAUUUAUAA